GGCUAGGAAAGGCUGCAGCAGUUUGUUUUUACCCAAGCCUGCUAGGAAGGGCAAGAUUCCACUUCUUCCUCUCUCCCCGGCUGAAUUAUUUGACUGCAAAUUCCGUUUACUACUUUGAGCCCAGUUUGCAGAAGUUUGAAGUAAGCUGAGGACAGAGGGAAAGUAGGAGGACCGAGGAACUGGGACAUUUUAUUUUAUUUUUUUACAGAUUUACAGAGCUGAGGUCUCAUUCAAAACUCCAAACCAAAAUCUCCUGUGGUGCUGUGGUGGAUCAUGAGCAUGAGAAUUGGAUUUAACAUAAUCUAUAAGAGGUUCCACUUCUGAGAUGUGACAUCCAUGUGGCUACUAUGCAGAUUCAGAUUGUCAUGGUUUACAUCUCUGGCUCAGCAGUCAAGGUCAGACAUCAUCUUUUGUCAUCAGAAGAAGCAUGCCAGAAAGUCUCUCAGCCAAUGAUUCUCCUGCAGCAAGGUGGACUUCCUCUUCCUCUUCCUCCUGAGAAGCUCCCACCUUUUCCUAUGUCAGUGGCCAGCAGGCCCACAGCCAACUUGCGACUCUCCCCACAGAAACCACUUGGACUAGGCCCAUCCCUGCCACUUACACAAGAUGAGGAACUUGCUCCAGGGGCAGAACAGGACUCGGUCCUGGAGGAACUCUGUAAACCUUUGUGUUGCAGGCUAUGUAACGUCACCUUGAAUUCUGCGCAGCAAGCCCAGGCUCAUUAUCAGGGGAAAAACCACAGUAAGAAACUUCGGAAUUACUAUGCUGCUAACAGCUGCCUUGCUCCUACCAGGAUGAGUGACACCCUUGAGCCAGCAACGCAACCAGUGAUUUCCCUUCAAGUUCAGGGGACUUUCUCAAAACAAGGAGGGCGUGUGAUUUUGGCCACAGAGAAUGACUACUGUAAACUGUGUGAUGCAUCCUUUAGUUCACCAGCUGUGGCCCAGGCUCACUACCAAGGGAAGAAUCAUGCCAAGAGGCUGCGUCUGGCUGAAGCGCAGAACAACUCAUUCUCGGAGCUAUCGGAAACUGUGGGCAAAAGAAGGGUUCGGAAAGAAGGGAAUGAAUACAAGAUGAUGCAGAACAGAAGAAAUGUAUAUGCUGCCCAGAAUAACACAGGCCCAUAUUUCAACCCACGAUCUCGUCAGCGAAUUCCGCGUGACCUCGCCAUGUGCGUCACUCCUAGUGGCCAGUUCUACUGCUCCAUGUGCAAUGCCGGUGCCAGCGAAGAGGCAGAAUUUCGCCAGCACUUGGAGAGCAAACAGCACAAGAGUAAAGUGUCUGAACAGCGAUACAAGAACGAGAUGGAGAACCUUGGCUAUGUACAAUGAGACAUGAUUCCUGCUAGCAGUUCUUGUCAUUCCCCUGCAACCCCAGCCUCCAAUAUCCUGAUAUGGAGCGGCUUCUUUUGCCUGCUGCUUGCUGUGUGCCCUGCUUUUGUGCUCUGUGCCUUAGGAGGCUUGCUUCCCAGGCACUCUCCCAUGUUUUUAACAGCCUGUGAACCUGACAGUGAAUAGGGGAAGUCAGAGGUUUUAUUUUGCUCCCACUUGGCAGGCGUAUGUGCUGAAGGAGGCCAAGUGUUCUUGUUAUAUCUGUUCAUUAGCUAAGGCUCUUCACUGCCUUGUGGGGCUGGGAGUAGGGGAAAUCCUUGCCGUUGCCUCUUCUUUUUCCUACCCUUCUUUAUCUCUGCCCUAUCUUUGCAUGAGUGAGCUUGGUCUGAGAAACCCUAAUAAAGAGCCUGGGGUUUCUUUAGGUUUUUCUCUUUCUUUAGAUUUUUUUUUUUGUUGCCCUGCACAGUGGCACAUGUGCAAUACAGCUGUAGAAAUAUCCAUUUGAUAGGAGAGGAAUGGUCAUGCUGCUUAGGGCUGAUGGGGGUCAUAGUCCAUCAUACCUUGAAGCACUCUGCUUAGGGAAAACUGGUAUACAGGGGAAACCUUGGUCCUUCAGUUUGGACUUAGAAAGCUAUAUUUGCAAUCUACGCAAACCUUUCAGAGGUAUCUUUUCCUCUGAUUUAGUAAAGAUCUGACACCCCUCCCCCUGUCAACUGUCAGUUUAUUUUCCUUUUAUCUGCCCUGCCAUCCUACAAAGUUGAUUUUGAUGAGCAUGGGGAGUAGUUUUGCUUCAUAGUAUGCGGUCUCUGAACUUACUUAUAUGGCUCCUGAAGUCCCCUGAACUGCCAAUUACUAUUUUUCAGCAUUUUUUUGCUCACCAAUAACUCAGAAAGCCCCACCAAUUGUGUAAAAAUAGGUGAAAUUACCGCACCCUACCUUUACUCCAAAACUCUAUUACCCCAAACACUUCUGUCAUUAUUUUAAGAGGAACUGCAAAGGAAAAUGGAGGCAUUUGUUGUGGGGUCCACAGGAAGGUUGUGGGGUGUGUGUGAUUUGUCCUCUGCCCCCCCCCCCCUAUUUGUCCAUCUUCAGUCUAAAGCAAAAGAGAACCCAAAUCAGUAUGCAAAGUUGCACAUGUUCCUGUAGAUUUGAGCCAUCUUCCAUACAGAAUUUGGUGUGUGUAUUUUCAGAUCAUGUAUUCUCAGGAUCCCUGGCCUCUUGUGGCUGGCCUUUUCAGUUUAUAUGCAGGAAAAAAAAAGGUUUUUGUUCUCACAUAUCUCUUUAAUUUGACAUUAAUGGCUGUCCUCAGGGUAUGCUGCAUUUUGGUAGCACUUGGUGUCUUUUCAUUCCAUCCUCCAACUUUAUGCCUUCAUAUAAGCUUUCUCCCCGAAACCCCUUUCAUGUCCUGCCAAACAUUGAGAUGCUCUUGCACCUGAACUGGGUGAGUGGAGAAUUAAAAAAAUAUUUUUGGUGGAUUGGAGCAUAUUACUUUAAUAAAGUCUAGAGGGCCAGGACAAUCUGCCAAAGGGAACUAUUUCAUGAUAUUGCUGGCCCUGGAUAAAUGUUUAAUGUGUGGAGUGCUGAUUUUCUGAUCAACAUACGUGUUUGGAAACAUUUUAUUGGUAGACUUAGAUUUGUUAUUGGCUCAGGCCAGGUGAAUCUGUGCUCACUUGGAAGCAUCUGGCCUUGGCUGGCAGUCUAGUGAUAAUGAUUACUGGACGGCUCCUCCUGUCCUGGGCAUGCUUCCAAGCAUCAUCCUUUUUCUGAAGUCCAACUGUUUAGUGAAAUCGGUAGUCCCUUCUUUACAUGGCUGCCAACUGGGGUCAGAUGCCUGUUCACCCAUCAAAGUGCAGAGAUAUCCAACCCUGUUGUCACGGUUAAGUGAAAGUUAUUUUAGAGAGAGUGGGGGCUCAUGAUGUCAGUCCCGAUAUGUUUAUUUAUUUAUUUAUUUAUUAGAAGUAUUUCUGUAUUGUCUCCCAGCUCCCAAGGGUCCCAAGGCGAUGAACAAAUAUACACCAAUUAAAACAAUAUCAAGAUAAAAACAUUUAAAAAACACCUUAAAUGCUCUUUAAAGACUUCUAAAAGCAGUCUAAAAGCAAUCCUAGAAUCUAGUUUUAAAAGAGUUAAAACCUCAGUUUCAAACUCUGAAUACUAUACGGAAUAGCACUGUUUUGGCUGCCCAUCAGAAGCUUAAAAGAGAUGGGACCAGCCUAACUUCUUUGGGUAGCGAGUUCCACAGUCGAGGUGUUGCUAAUGAAAAAAACAUGUUAAGUGUACCCACAAAGCUAACUUCUUGAGAUGUUAGGACAUGCAACAGGGCUUCCUCUGAAGAUCUCAAAUUUCUGCCAGGCUCAUAUGGGAGGCAACAGUCUUUCAGAUAUCCUUGCCCCAAGUUGUUUAAUGUUUUAUAGGUCAACCCUAGCACCUUUAAUUUCCUUAGGCGUUUGAGAUAAACCAAAUGAUCAGUCAUUUUUUGGGCUGCCACUCAUCACUUCUGCAUUGGGACAAUGGUAUAUCAACUCAGUCUUCAUUCCCUAUAUUCUUUGUCACACUUCCUUUAUCAUUUCUCUUUCUCUCUUUAAAAACAUCAAGAAUCUUAAACUGGGUCUAGGUACAACACAAAAAGAAAUAUUAGGCUGGGAUUGUAGAUUUUAUCACUUCAGAAUGGGGGCGGCUUAAAAAAAAUUUUUUUUAAUGGUUCAUCCCUCUUGAAAAUAAGCAAAUGAGGCCAAUAGAGAUAUAAAUUUACUGAAAAUGGAAGCCAUGGGGGAGGAUUUGUUUUUUUUCUUUUUGGGGAAAAAAUCACAAAUUAUUAGAAAAAUUGAAAAAUGCAAGCUGAAAGUGACUUUGUUUCUUUGGGAUCACAAAAUGCAUUAUAUCAGACUUGGAUGGGCAGAAAAUUAUUAUGUCUGAUAUACUGAAAGUAUAGUUUACCUAGAAGAAAAGUAUACCCCAGACUUACUUUUUAAACAUUGUAUUUUUUUGUUAUAAUUUGAGCUACAAUAACCAGACUGUGAGAAGAACCAGAACCAUAAGGAACAUUUUGGAAUUUACAAGAAGAACAGCCAUCCUCUCCUGCAAAUAAAAUCAGAAAAAACUAUCAACAUUAGUUAAACAGAGAAAAUUAUUUUCUUUUAGUUAAUUCUCUGUAGUUUGAAGCAAAAACCGUAUACAGUACGUCUAUAAAAAGACCCGAGAAAAGUAAAUCAUGACCAGGAAUUGUAAUAGUCUCAUACUGUGCAGUCUUACAUGGAAGUCUUCCUCUUACAUAGUAUUUAGAAUUGAUUUGUAAAUAUUAGUAGAUAUUUGAACACCUUGCCUUAAACAUUUUAUUCAUCAUUCUAAAAAAAUAAUAAUUUCAUAACCUUUUUCUGAAAAACAAACGAACAUGGAAUUCCUCUUUGAAUUUUCUAAUCUAUCCCCUGCCCCAGGUCUUCUAUUAUUGGAAAGAACAUUUUGAAUAUAAGUUGCCCAUUGCCCUGCAGAAUUAAAGUGAUAAGAUCCCCUCAUUCUAGCCAUCUCAUUUUUAUAAUGCAUAAAAAGGCUAUUGUGGUACAGCUUUACCCUACGUUCUCUUUUACUCCUGUGUAACUCUGUUUUCUCUAGUGCAGGGAUAAGAAAUGCUUGGUCCUCCAGAUGUUUUGGAUUUCAGUUUGCUGAAGCUCCAGCCAGCAUGGCCAAUGGUAAGGAACUGUAGGAAUUUUAUUCUAAAGCAUCUAGAGCACCAAAAGUUCUUUAUUCUACUUUGUGGGAUGGAAAAGAGCAGUUGAGUUCCCCUUCUUGCAGUGGUCAGUUUUAUGUAUGUGGAUUUUAUCUAUUUCUGUUAUUCCAGUUCUGAAAAGUCAAAGCUACUGAAAUGCCAUUAAUACACAUGGGAAAAUGAAAGAGAGAGCAGGAGGGAGGAUGCAGUAUAGCCAGCUACUUCUGAAAACACAACUGUUUUCAGUGAGUUUUAAAGGCAUUCCUAUACUAAUUUGGGCAUGGCUUUGUUCUUAUGCAUGUUAAUUUCAAUGGUGUUGAUGGGCCCUGCUCUCAAAUACUUAAAUAAUGGAUGCUUUUGAGUGUUUCUGACUGGCUGGAAUUUGAAAACUCCUAAUUCUGUUAGUGCUUUAUCAAUGCUUCUGUUGGGUUUGGGCCCAUUUCAUUUCAGCUGGGUUGAAAACCCAAGAGACCCAGGUGGGGGGCAUAGUCACAGCUUGUUCUUUGCCCCAAUUUGUUUUCAGGUACAUAAUUUUUCAAGAGUCCUAAGUGAUACCUUAUAAAUCAGAUGUGACCAAAGUGCAUCCCGAGGCCCCUACGGCCAUUUUUGUGGCCCCCAUUAACAUUUCUAACAUGUUGGGAGGCCUCCUGCCCCCCUCCAGGGGUCAAAAACAAUGUUUGCAAAAUUUUUCAAAAAAUCUCUUUCACCCCAAAUUACUUCAAAAUGUUCACUGUGGGCUUAGGGCACACUCACACCACAUUUCGUGGAGCCCAUGGGUCAAUUCAAGCCCAGGAGAGACCUCUUUGGAAACCCAAAACAUGGCAGAAAUGCCCUCAUAUCCUCUAGGUGCGAUCAUUACAUCUUCUUCAUCAUCAUUAUUGGUGGGGGGGCACAAGUACUGCCCUCCAAGUCUCCUAGGGAGUUAAUGUGUUCUCCCAGCCUUUUACUGUUGGCCACAUCUGUUAUAAAUGAAUCAAGGAUACUUGGUGGGAAGCAGGAUAUGUUUUUCUCCAUUACAGUAGAUUCUACAUGAGCGGAGAGAGGCCAGACCUGAAGGUAUGGAAGAUCUAAAUACUAAAACCCUAAAAUUGAGGUUUCCCUGUUACAUGGCAGAGUGGAUGAGCAAGACUCUAGUUGAUUUGGAGGGAUUAUAAUAGUGACUGGAGGGCAGGGCAGGGCAGGGAUGGUAGAAUAAAUAACAUAUUUCAUCAGAUUGUCACAUUGGCCAGUAGGUAGUUUAACUGAUUAGUUAUGGGGUUUUUUGCUGCUAUUAAUUUAUGCAUAUUUGUAUUUAUUUUGAUCUUGGUGACCACUGAUGGACUUAUAUAUUUAAGGCAUUAUAUUAUAUGUUCCUUUUUGGCAUUUGCUUUAUUAAUCUCACCAUCCAUGCCAUUCCUCUUUUAUUUGAGAUCUUAUUAGAUAUUUAUUAUGUUUCAGAAAACUUUAUCCCCUUCCAUGUAUUAGUCUCUUGUUCUUUAUAUACAAAAUUAGCAUUUUCCAUAAUAGAACUUUGAGGAUUAUGAGUGUUUGGAAAGGAAUACCACUGUCAAGCAAACAUUUCCAGGUUACAUCAAUGAAUCAUUCAAAGUGCCAUUGGGGGGUUGCUCAUGAUACCAUAAUGCGAGAGUCUUGUUAUGAAGUCACAAUUUUCUGGUGAUGGUUUAUACAUCUCCAUUCUUAAUAGCACCUGACCAUAUGUUAGCCAUUUUUCAGGGAAUAUAUAAUGUAAAUCUCCACUUGUGGAAUUAUGCAUUGAAUGUGUCAUGCAUCCCUUGUGUUAAAUGGCAUCAUGGCACAACUAAACAUGCAUUUGCUUCCAUCUGCAAAGCAAAUGCACACCUGUGUAUACAGUAAUAUGCAUCCAUAUUCAAGGAUGUGGACAUCUGUGUACCAUGCACAUCCAUGCUCAGUGGCACCUCCACUAAACCGAAUGCUGGCAUUCCGCUUCAGACAGAAGCAGCCAACCACUUCUGUAGGUGAACUUAUACAUGCAUAAGAUAAUAAUUAAUAUCUCCUUACUUCCACAAGUAUUUUUGAAGGUUUAUUUCAUGUUGCCUUUGGUUUAUCUGCAGAACUGAAAUGGCAUGUAUUAAUAUAGAGGUGGAUAUUCAGUUUUGUGCUAAGGGAGAUGCUGACAUAAGAGUGGCUUCCUGGUAACUGAUUGGCUUCCUGGUAAAUUGGAAACCAGUCUCAUCUGAGCAUUUUCUCAACAUCUACAUCAAGCCAGCAGGUUAGGCUAACUAGUGUGCUCCUAAAGCCAAGAUCUGGAUCUUACUUUGAAUUGUGACUCUGCUUUCUGGCUAUACAAACACCCUUGGUUAACAUGAAUAGCAUUUAGGUAUUUAACAUCAGUAACAGCAAAAUUGCUUAACUACUGUUAAGGGAGAUGAGAAAUUUCCUUCAAGGAGGGAAUGGAGUGUGAGAUAUAAAGGUAUGAUCCUAAGGCUUGAAACUGAUCGGUUAAGUGCAGUUAAUGGGGCCAAUGGUAUGUACAUCACUCCACAGAUGCAUACUGGAUUAUUCUUAGGAAAUGUCUGCGUAAUUAGCCACAUAAUUCAGGGAUGCCCAUUCAGACAUAUACAUGAAUAUUUUGGAGACAUGAAGAAGAAAUUUGUGUGUUUUGUGCAUUAUUGGAACUAGCCCUAAACUGAAAAUGUAAGAUGGUAUUCAUGCUGAUAAUCUGCACCAUUAAUGUGUUGAGCCUCCUCUGUAAGAGAGGAACAUCUGAAUUAUGACAGUGCUUCUCAAGAUGUAUGAUGUGCGGGGUUAUUUCCAACUACUCAGAUUUAUAAGCUUGACAUUCUGCUGCAAAUUCCUUUGGGAGUUUAUGUUAAAUAAAUGGUUUCAGGGUUAGUUUUUCUUCAGUCUGAAAAUUGCAGUUCCAGUCUUCAUUUUCAGGAAUAUCCUCUGCAGCUUGAGGAUAACAAAGUCAUUUUCUCCCACUUAGAAGAUCAGUAUGGAGUGUCUGUAAAAAUUUGCCUGGCAUUAUAAUAAAAUGUGUACUGUGUGGGUUGUACUGAACAUGAAAUGCCAUGUUGUGGUAAAACUUGACAACUGUUACAUGGGGAAGUCUGAAUUUCACCCCUCUGCUCUAUUUUGUUCCUUGUCAGAAGAAAUUGUACUUUCUUUCCCUGUUAAGGAGUUUGUUCACACAUGCAUGUACAUUGUUGGUUCACUACUGCAUAUGUGAACUGCUUCAUAAAAAAAGUAUUGUGUUGAGACUUGACAUCGGAUGAUAUGAAAGGUCUGGAGAUUAAUUUACUCAUGUCCAUUAAUGCUUAAAGCCACUGUUAACAAAUGAUGAACAUGAUAUGUGAUUUGUCCCGAGGUUCACGAGUGUAUUCUGAUGGCAAAAGCCUCUCCUGAGAGAAAUGUGGAUUUCAAAUCUGGUAUGUUAAACUUUGGUUGUUCUAAUAUUUAAAAAGGCACAGUCCUUUGAAACCAGACUGUAAAAGCAGUGAUAUCUUAUUAAAGUCUACUUGCUCCCGCCUCUCUAGCUUAAUCAAAACCUGAUCCUAAAUGUAUGGGAUGGUGCAUAUGUAAAACUAAAGACAUUACUAUUUUCUGCCUCAUAUGUUGGCUUGUCAGUUCUUUCAGACUUGGGGUAUAUGGAUUUUACCACAUAUUUGAAUUUGUUCUGCAAUAUUAGCUGUAUCAUACACAGGAUGUCUACUGUUGGAAAUUUACUCAGUGAUAACUUGUUACAACAUGUGUGUAACCACAUAGUAAACCAUAUUGAUUUAUUAAAGUCUCCAACCCUACUGAUCUCAUCAAGCCCCUCUGCUACUAAUUGGGAGUGGGCCAUGCCAAUUUUGAUGAUUAAAGAUGGUUGGUUAGGUUUAGUAUUCAUUUAUUUUCUUUUUAGUACAGUAUUGCAAUACAUGUACAUUUGUGUGUAGCAUUGCUGUCACUGGAUUGUUAAUUUCCCCCUUUUCUCUGUGCUUGGUGUGUAGUACCACCUACCUUCUUAAUUGACUGCUUCAUGACAAGACUUAGCAAAGUUAUUUGGAACUCAUAGCUAGUAGCUUGCUGGGGGAUUCUAGGAGUUUUGGUCCCAAACUGAGCUUUUCCAAAUUAAUUUGUACAUCUAAUGGAAUAAAUCCUAACCCCCUAAAUAAAUAAAUUCCACAACAAUGUUAGUCUUUUAAGGUUCCAGAAACUCAAUGGUGACUCUGCUUCAAAAGACUAUUGAAAGUAACCACUUGGGAUUUGUCACUUCACACUGCACAGUUAUAUCAUUAUGAUUCCAGUUUAACUGCCAUGGCAACAUCUUAUGCAAUCCUGGGU
Sceloporus undulatus (fence lizard) is the source of this 9315-nucleotide messenger RNA. It is a transcript of the gene ZMAT3, whose product is annotated as zinc finger matrin-type 3. Gene Ontology annotation, molecular function: nucleic acid binding; zinc ion binding. NCBI's taxonomy places the organism in Eukaryota, Metazoa, Chordata, Lepidosauria, Squamata, Phrynosomatidae. The transcript is spliced from 7 exons. The record is from RefSeq and is a predicted model, not a curated record. The coding region runs from base 348 to 1328 and encodes 326 amino acids.